AUGAGCCAACCUGUACCGAUGCGAGCUGCCGGUUCAGGAGCUUCCGGUAGCGGGAAUCAAGCUCGUCCGGUAUCACUUAGAUCGGAUGAUUCAAAUUCACCACAGCCUCGGAAAUUGGAAGUGGUGUCCAAACAAGCCACUAAAGUUACAGCCCUUUCAACAAAGUUAGAAUGGAAAAUCGAGCAGUUUGAAAAACUUAUGAAACUCGUGAAAAAUGGAUGCAAUUUAAUUAGUCGGCAAUUCAGUGUACCCCAAGCUCCCACAGUCUGUUGGGAGCUUCAUGUCUAUCCAAAUGGAAAGAGAGAAGAAGAUAUGAACAAUGUCUCAUUUUUCUUAAGACAAGUUGGAUUACAAAGAGGAGAAGAGCCCAUAAUGACAGAAUUUCAAAUUUACACGUUGGAUGCUAACUCCCAAAGAAUAAGCGUUUGUAGAGAUACAAAAGAUUUUACGAACCAGCAAGGUCGCGGGAAAUUUCAAGUGUCUAGGGAUAAAAUGAUGGGUGCACUGAAAGCGGAUGGAUCAUUGUUUUUGAUUUGCGAGGUCGAGUAUUUCCCUCCAGGCUCAAAAAUUUCGGUAGAGCCGGUCGAUGAUGAUAGCUUUAUUGAAGAUAUUGACGAGAAAACUGAACUGUCGAUCCGUGAUAGCAACCGAGAUAUGUGGGAAAACGAAUUGUUCACCGAUUGCGUUAUCAAGGUUGGAAACAAGCAAAUCAAGGCGCACAGAUGUAUUCUCGGGCAACACUCGCCAGUUUUUCGCUCAAUGUUUUCUAGUGAGACCAUGAUUGAAGCGCAGAAAGGUGUCAUUGAUAUUCUUGAUGCGAAAUAUGAAAGCGUAAAAGCAAUGGUUGAAUUCAUGUACACCGGAAACACUGAUGCCUUGGAUUCGCAUUCAAUCGAUGAAAUUCUGGCGAUAGCUGACAAAUAUGAAGUGCUUCCUUUGAAAGAGCAAUGCGAGCGUUUAAUAGCACUGACAAUUAAUCAUAAAAAUCUUACAAACAUUGCUGUCUUUUCAGACACCUAUACAGCGAAUAUUUUGAAGCAGGCUGUCAUCCGGUAUCUCACGCUCAACCAUAAGAAUGUAAUCAAAACAUCGGAAUGGAAAAUGAUGAAAAAGGAGCGUCAUGAACUAGCCAAUGAACUUUUAGAAGCUGUUCUUACUGCUGGAAUGGACAUGCUUGAAGACGAUGGUGCAAGCUCAAGCUCUAUGGAUUGGAAGGUUACUAUUUUGACGUAUAACGUUGCUAUGAAGCAGUGCGAUGAAUCAGCGGUUGAUAAUUUUCUUCACAACUGCGGAGUGUCGUCGACAAGUAUAGUUACCAUUGGACUGCAGGAAGUCGCCCAUGCGGAGACGAUUGGUGGUGCGUUAGUUACCUGGGCAAAAGAGAUAACUGCGUGGAUGAAUGAGAAAAUGAAACUUGUGCUUCUGGCGAAAAAUUAUCAGGCGACAAACCAGAUAUUGAUUUUUGGAAAGAAGAGCAUUAUCCCAUUUAUUAAACGAAUUGAUUUUCGGUUUGCCAGAAACACCAUGGGUGGUCUAACUGGUCACAAAGGCUCUAUUGGUGUUCGCAUUCAAUUGAGAAGCCCAUAUUCAAUAGUGUUUGUUGAUAGUCACUUCGUCCACGAUGCAGCUGCAUAUCAAAAACGAAUUGCGCAAUAUCAUACGAAUCGGGUUUGCUCAUUUCCCGAUGAUUCAAGUGUUCGCGCUACAUUUUGGUUCGGCGAUUUAAAUUUUCGUUUGGAAGAAGAAACGUCGACGGUUAUUCGUAAAAUUAAAGCCAAGAGUUAUUUGGACUUACUUGAUUCGCGAGAGCAGCUCAAACGGGCAAUUAUUGAGGAGGAGGCAUUUUCGGGUUACUCUGAACAAUCGAUCAGUUUUCCGCCAACAUAUCGAAUGUUUAUGGGAACCACUGAACACGAUCCGAAACGCACUCCAUCGUGGUGUGAUCGUGUUCUUUUCAAGGGCUCGAGUGUCUCACCGGAAGAAUAUUGCUCUAUUGAAGAUGCUCUCGCGAGUGAUCAUCUUCCCGUUCGAGCAAAGUUUUCAAUUCAUCAUCUACCGACGUGGUAUUCAUCAAUACCGUUAGUUGGAAGGUUUCAAGUCAAUCACGAGUUCUAUCAGGCAAAUGGCAGCUAUCGAGAUUGGGUCGGAGUGUUUCCCAUAUCCAUCGACGACUGCACACAAUCAAAACACUGGAUCUAUUUCGCCACUUGCUUUGAGCAAACAAUCGAGGGACAAAAAUACUAUACUUGUGAAUUCGCCGACGUGCCGCCCGGCAGCUACCGUCUUGGCUAUUAUUCAACUUAUCUCAACUGUCUAGUCGGACUUUCAAAAUCGUUUCAAGUCAUCGAACAACCCUAA
Caenorhabditis bovis is the source of this 2358-nucleotide messenger RNA. Lineage: Eukaryota; Metazoa; Nematoda; Chromadorea; Rhabditida; Rhabditidae. The record is from the annotation of a GenBank genome assembly.